UUGUGAACGUGGACCAACUUCCGUCAAGCCACCGACGAUAUUACACUGUACAUCAAUAAGUUAUCGCAUCUAAAAAAGAAAAGAUGCACAUGUUAAGACGAGAUAAGAAAGAGGAAGAGGAUGGUGGUGGCAAUCCUUUCCACAACAUAGAAAAAAGCAGUGUGUUGCAAGAGGCAAGAACCUUCAAUGAAUCGCCCAUAAAUCCAAGAAAAUGUGCCCACAUCCUGACAAAGGUCUUAUACCUUAUCAACCAGGGUGAACAGAUUGGAACCACUGAGGCUACUGAGGCAUUUUUCGCCAUGACAAAACUUUUCCAGGCCAAAGAUCCAAUCCUGCGACGUCUGGUUUACCUUGGUAUCAAGGAAAUGUCUAAGAUUGCCCAGGAUGUCAUCAUCGUAACCAGCAGUUUGAUGAAGGAUAUGACUGGAAGGGAAGACCAGUUCAGAGGCCCAGCCAUCCGUGCCCUUUGCUCUAUCACAGAUACCACAAUGUUACAGAGCAUUGAACGUUACAUGAAACAGGCCAUCGUGGACAAGGUUAAUGCAGUGUCCAGUGCUGCCCUCGUCUCAUCACUGCAUCUGAGUAAGUGUAGUCAGGAUGUGACGAAGCGCUGGGUGAACGAAGCCCAGGAAGCUGUGUCUAGUGACAACAUAAUGGUCCAGUACCACGCCCUUGGACUUCUGUACCACAUCAGGAAAUAUGACAGACUGGCUGUCACCAAACUAGUUACCAAGUUCUCCAAACACUCCCUCAAGUCUCCCUAUGCGUACUGCCUACUGAUCAGAAUUGCAAGUAAACUUAUGGAAGAAGAAGGAGUAGGAACUGACAGCCCAAUGUUUGACUUCAUUGAGAACUGCCUGCGCCAUAAGAGUGAGAUUGUCAUCUACGAGGCUGCCCACGCCAUAGUAAACUUAAAGAACACAUCUGCCAAAGAGCUGGCCUCAGCUGUGCCCGUUCUCCAGCUUUUCUGUAGCUCAGCCAAGCCCACGCUUAGGUUUGCUGCUAUCAGGACCCUGAACAAGGUUGCCAUGAAACACCCAGCUGCAGUAACAGCCUGUAACUUGGAACUAGAGAACCUGAUCACGGACUCUAACCGCAGUAUUGCUACACUGGCCAUCACCACCCUCCUAAAGACGGGAAGUGAAAGCAGUAUUGACAGACUGAUGAAGCAGAUCUCCAGUUUCAUGAAUGAAAUCUCUGACGAGUUCAAAAUUGUUGUCAUUCAAGCCAUACAGUCCCUAUGCUCGAAGUUCCCGAGAAAGCAUCCUGUGUUGAUGAACUUCCUGUCCUCCGUCCUAAGGGAUGAGGGAGGUUUUGAGUACAAGAAGGCCAUUGUGGACAGUAUCAUUACCAUCAUAGAGGACAACCCAGAGGCGAAGGAAGCAGGACUUGCCCAUCUGUGUGAAUUUAUUGAGGACUGUGAACACACGGUGUUGGCCACAAAGAUCCUACAUCUACUGGGUAGGGAGGGGCCACGUACCCCCACCCCCUCCAAGUACAUCCGCUUCAUCUACAACAGGGUUAUCCUUGAAAACGCUGCUGUUCGAGCAGCCACUGUGACAGCCCUGGCCAAGUUUGGUGCCCACUGUGAGGAGCUCCUGCCCAGCUGUAUUGUCCUACUGGAAAGAUGUUUGUUGGACACAGACGACGAAGUAAGAGACCGGGCCACAUUCUAUGUACAAACACUUAAACAACAACAGAAAUCACUCAAGUCCACCUACAUCCUCAAUGGUCUACAGGUGUCUGUAGUGGGACUAGAGCGAGCAUUACACCACUACACCAUGGAGCCCACAGAGACUCCCUUUGAUGUUAAGUCUGUCCCUCUGGAGACUGCACCCAUCACCGACAGCAAACAAGUGCGGGAACCUGGCGAAGCUGGUGGACAAAAGACAGAGAAGGUGGCCGCUUCCAGACAGGAUAUAUAUGCAGAGCAGUUGUCCUCCAUCCCAGAGUUUGCCAACCUGGGUAACCUGUUCAAGUCCUCAUCACUUCCUGUGCAGUUGACAGAGUCUGAGACAGAGUAUGUCGUGCAGUGUGUCAAACAUACAUUCAGUCACUACAUAGUGUUUCAGUUUGACUGCAGCAACACCCUGAACGACCAAGUCCUAGAGAAUGUUACGGUACACAUGGAGCCAGCCGACGGGUUUCAAGUGCUUAAAUGUGUACCCUGUGCUAGUCUACCCUACAACAAACCGGGCACUACUUACACACUAGUCCAUUUACCAGAGGAUCCAACUUUAGUUACGGGGACAUUUAGCUGCACCCUAAAAUUUAUAGUGAAGGACUGUGAUCCUAACACAGGGGAGCCCGAUGAUGAAGGAUAUGAAGAUGAAUAUGUGCUUGAAGAUGUUGAGGUUUCGGUGGCUGACCACGUCCAACGGGUGAUGAAGCCUAACUUUGGUGUGUCGUGGGAAGAAGUAGGACUGGAGAAUGAACUGGAGGAUACAUAUGCUCUGUCGACUAUGAAGACACUUGAAGAGGCUGUUCAGAACAUUAUUAAGUUUAUGGGUAUGCAACCAUGCGAGCGUUCAGACAAAGUGCCAGAAGGGAAGUCAUCACAUACUCUGUACCUGGCAGGAGUUUACAGGGGCGGUCACGAUGGCCUCGUUAGAGCAAAGCUCGCACUGUCUGAUGCUGGCGUCACCAUGCAGCUGACUGUACGGUCAACUGACCCGGAUGUUUCAGAGGUCAUGGCCACAGCCAUAGGUUAACUGGACCUACAUGUGUGGGAUCAGCAAUACCUUGUUGAGUCAUUGUGUACCGCAUGUAUGGUUUCUGGAACCCUGUAGGGUUGUCAUUACCACUGUUUUUGAUAGACUGAGAAACAUUUAUAUGACUUACACCAGAAUAAGGACAUUCUGAUGUCAACCAUUUAAUAUUUAGUACAUUUACUGUGAACAAAAAUUGGAAUUACAUUUUGUGGUGAAGGCAGAGAGAGAAAAAAUAAAUCUUUAUUUUGAUAAUACAACUGUUAAUGAUUUAAAAUAUUCAAAUAUGAAUUGUUGAAGUGUUUGAACACGUUAUUCUGGUAUGUUGGAUUUUUCAUUCAUAUUGAAUGCUGUUAUGGUGUAUAAAUUCCUUACUCUGAUGCCUGUAGCUAGUAGAGUUUGUGAUGGGGAUAUGGAGAAGGUCAAACAAGUAGAUUCUUUUCUCAAUAUGAAAUAGAAUACCGCAGGAAUUCCCAAUGUAAAGUAUAAUUAUGUUCAAAAUUCUCCAGUUUUUAUUAAAUUCUGAAGAAAGACAUUUUUAAACAAUCAUAUUUAAGUUUUAUUGCUUUUCAUUAAUGGAGAAGCAAUGCAUAUAUUUUGAUUAAACUGAAAUGUUACUUUGUAAUUAAAUUUUUAUGUAUGUAUCAUUGAUGCUAUUGUCUUGUGAAGAAGCCAUGAUAUGAAGGUAAGCUAAAUAAAAAAGAACAAGAAAAUUUG
Molecule: messenger RNA, 3425 nt
Organism: Mizuhopecten yessoensis (Yesso scallop)
Lineage: Eukaryota; Metazoa; Mollusca; Bivalvia; Pectinida; Pectinidae
Product: coatomer subunit gamma-2-like
Exons: 24
Coding region: 84-2711 (875 amino acids)
Biological process (GO): protein secretion; intracellular protein transport; organelle transport along microtubule
Cellular component (GO): Golgi membrane; endoplasmic reticulum-Golgi intermediate compartment; COPI vesicle coat
Molecular function (GO): structural molecule activity
Source: RefSeq, a predicted model, not a curated record